CCACCAAUUUGGCACCGUGUACUGUCACUCUGCCUCCAACCAGCCCAACAUUGGCAGGUGGAUCAGUCCCAGUGGAGAGAGAUUCCACCAGUUGGGAACCACAUGUUCCAGGUCCAGUUCCACAGUGCCACCUACCACAGCUACACCUCUCUCUCCCUCAGAUACGGUGUCCAGUUCAGCAGAGAGGCAGAGGGAGUGUACAGUUGUAUCAUCCCUGAUGAGAAUGGAGUGGAGCAGAUUCUUCAUUUCGGUCUAUAUGACUAUAAUUUCACCUCUGUCUUUUCACUCCAUCCUCUUUCUGUGAGAGUCAUUUCUGAAGAUCCCUUCAUCAUCUCCUGUGACUCCACCCACCUUCCUCCCUACCUGGUCCAGUGGUGGCAGGAUGGCGACGUACUCGGUGAAGAACUCUCCUCUUCCCACCUC
This is a messenger RNA of Geodia barretti, 423 nucleotides long. The record is from the annotation of a GenBank genome assembly. Lineage: Eukaryota; Metazoa; Porifera; Demospongiae; Tetractinellida; Geodiidae.